AGAAAAUGUGGUGGAUAAGUUAGAAGUACGAUGACAGUUUUGUUCUAAAAUGAGAUUUUCAUCGUAUGAAAACUGGUGUGGUGGGAGUGUGGAGUGGGGUAAUAUUUUGUCGUGACCUGCCCCGUGUCCUUUGGGCCCUGGAAUAUCCACCUCUCUAGUUCCGCCCUGGCGCAGUUUGAUGUGUCUAAAACGACUGUUCUUUUUGUUCGCCAGGCUUGUAGCGUCCGUCUCCGCCGCGUUUACCAAGCACGACAAUGCCUGCGAGGUGCUUCAUUUGCGAGAAGACGUUCCCGUCUCAGGGAAAGCUCUUGAUCCACACGAGGACGCACACGGGCGAGAAGCCAUUCGAGUGCACCGUGUGCCAGAAGACGUUCAAUCAAGGUGUCAAUUUGCGGACGCAUAUGCGAACUCACACGGGCGAGAAGCCAUUCGAGUGCGCCGUGUGCCAGAAGACGUUCAAUCAAGGUGUCAAUUUGCGGACGCAUAUGCGAACUCACACGGGCGAGAAGCCAUACGAGUGCACCGUAUGCCAGAAGACGUUCGGUCAAGAUGACUAUCUGCGAAAGCAUAUGCGAACUCACGACACGGGCGAGAAGGCCAUCGAGUGCGCCGUUUGCCAAAAGACGUUUAGUAAUGGUGACUCUCUGCGGGGACAUAUGCGCCGAACGCAUACAGGAGAAAAGCCAUUCGAGUGCACCACGUGUCUCAAGAGGUUCGAUUCUUCUAAAGAUUUACGGAGGCAUGUGCAAGUCCACGACACAGAAAGAGAGCCGCUGGAGUGCACUGUGUGCCACAAGCAGUACUAUUCAAGUACUGGUUUACAGAUACAUUUGCGAACGCAUACCGGCGAAAAGCCACACGAGUGUGUCGUGUGUCACAGGAAGUUUACAGCGCCGCACUCUCUCCGAGUUCACAUGCGAACACACACAGGGGAAAAGCCAUACGAGUGUAGUGUAUGCCGAAAGAAGUUCUCGCAAAGUGCUGGUUUGCGUGCGCAUGUGCGCACGCAUUCGGACGAGAAGGCAUUCAAGUGCAGCGAAUGUGACUCAAAAUUUUCUUCGCUUCAAUUAUUGGUAGUGCAUCAGCGGACCCAUACAGGAGAAAAGCCGUUCAAAUGCACCGUUUGCCAAAAGGCUUUCAGUCAAAGUAGCAGCCUGCGGCUACAUUUGCGAAUCCACGUGGGUGAUAAACCACACGAGUGCCUCGUGUGUCACAGGAUGUUUUCUACGUCAUCUUCGGUUAAGAGUCAUAUGGUAACCCAUUCAGGCGAGAAACCUUACGAGUGCUCUGUGUGUCACAAAUGGUUUGCUUUAAUGGGUUCGCUGCAGACCCACUUGCGAACUCACACGGGCGAGAUGCCAUUUGAGUGUCCUGUGUGUGAACGGAAAUUCUCCUCUAAUAGCAAUUUGCGGAAGCACAUGAGAACUCACACUGGCGAAAAGCCAUAUAAAUGCAGUGAAUGUGACAAGGCCUUUUGUGAGUCCGGCCAACGGCGAUAUCACAUGCGAACCCAUACAGGAGAAAAGCCGUACGCGUGUAACGUGUGCGAUAAGAAGUUCUCUGUUAGUUGCAAUCUGAAGCAACACCUCCAAACCCAUUCCGGUGAAAAGCCAUUCGAGUGCACCGUGUGCCACAGGAGGUUUACUGCAUCUAAUGAUCUGCGAAAACAUUUGCGAAUACACACUGGCGAAAAGCCAUUCGAGUGCACUGUGUGUCAACGGAAAUUCGCCUUGAGUGGCAAUAUGCGGAUUCACAUGAAAACUCACACAGGCAGGGAGUCGUCUGACAAGUGACUGUAUAGGCCAGAUUAUUUGACGGCAUCACAAGAAAAAGAUGUCAAGUUAAAGUUUUCUGCUGAAACGUGCGUGGCUUUGUAAUGCAAUGCGAAGAAUUUGAAUUAAAUUGCUUCAUCGGCUUUGGGUUUUAAUUAUCUAAUGAUGGAUUCACUUUUAGCUUUAAAUUGUGUCCAGAGACCAAGAGAGAUGAAAACAUUCUUUCUAGCUUCGACAAUAAAAAAAUAUAAUAAUAAGCAAACACAUGUGUGGUGUACAGGUUUUAAUUUUUUUUUCAUUGCUUAUUCAUUUUGACAGAAACCGUCAAGCAGUGCUUACUGCUGGUUAACCGUAG
Molecule: messenger RNA, 2127 nt
Organism: Frankliniella occidentalis (western flower thrips)
Lineage: Eukaryota; Metazoa; Arthropoda; Insecta; Thysanoptera; Thripidae
Product: zinc finger protein 26-like
Exons: 1
Coding region: 255-1793 (512 amino acids)
Cellular component (GO): nucleus
Source: RefSeq, a predicted model, not a curated record